AUGUCGUCACCGAAACAAGUUCCAACUAAGUUUAAUCCAGGACUUGGAGAGGGUGUAUAUGACUACUUUAUAAGGAAUUAUUUAACACAUUGGUUCGAAGCAAAGACAGUCCCGCCACAUGUUUACACUCGUGCAAUGAAUGAAUUGGUCCUUUUGAACAAAAAGAAAAAGUCUAAGCAAGCAGACAAAGAUAGAAAAGUAACUGUUUCAAAACAGAAUAUUGACUCAGAAAGGGAGGAAGUGACAAAACUUGGAGAGAGACCAUCUUCUGCGAGUGUUGCUCGGAGAAAUCAGUCAAAACAAGAACAAGCUUCCGGGUCCCGAAAUGUUCAGCUAGAGAAUGAUCAGUUAAAAAGUGAAAAUCUUGCACUGCAAGAUCAGCUAUCUAAAGCUUAUAUGGAACUUCAGGAUAAAGCUACACGUCUACACAGAAUGAAGGAAGACUUAAAAAACAGCUUACAGGAGGUGAACGAUCUCAAAAUAAGGUUAAGCAAGCUUUACGGUGACAAAUUACGAGACAACAAUCCAGAUCUAGCAGAUCAGUGUGAUGCUAACAGGCCAACAGAACUUGGAAAGCGAUUCUUGGAAAUAUAUGACAAUGAAUGGUCGGACGCUUUUGAAAACAAAGCAAAGAAAGAUGAAAAGGAGAAGGUCGGGAUUUUACAUGAAGUGGUAGUGGAUGCCUUCUAUUAUUGCAAUGAAAAAUUUAAGGGGCAGGUCCCGCAGAUCAGAGGGAUUUUUCUGCAGAGUAAAGAUGGGCAACAGAAAGUGUCAGUUUCAAAAAAUGCGCAAAUGAUAAAAUCAUUGAAUGAUUUGAGGAUGCAACUCUCAACAGAGGCUGCAAGGAAUGUGGCCCAGGAGUAUUCGACAAGUUCGCUUGCAUCAAUUCUGCAGCGGUUGUGUAUAAACUCUGGAGAUAUUGACCCAGCCCUACGAAAAUACGCCUUCAGUUGUGCUGAAAUAUGCUGGUUGUUGUUAGUGUGGAAUGACCAGCUGUCGCUCUCCGAAGACAAAGAAGGUGUACCAUUUGACCAAGAAACCUACAAACCAUUCACAAGACGGUUGUCUGACAUGGAACAGCCAACAGUAGAAUUCGUCGUCUGGCCUGCAUUGUGCCAAGAAUUUGGUGUUUUGGUUAAAGGAGUUGCGCAGCCAAAAGCAGGGAAAAGGAAACCAUUAGAUUUGCAAAGAUGACAUUUUUAGAAAUGUAACAUUUUUUAUGGUUGCACCUUCUUAUCAAAUAUUAUGUCAUAUUUUGAAAAAACAAUGUAGUCCACCCCGUCAAUAACUGUAUUAUUGAUUUUAUAAUGUUUGAAAUAAAUUGUGUAUUUCGCAACGCAAAAAAAUAUAUUCUUAUAAAGAAAAGAAAGCUUGUUUAUACGGAACUGAUCAAUCAGUGGCCAAUCCGUUUUAUGAAGUAAUUAAUGGCCCAGUUGUUCAGAACUUUAACAGGCGAUUAAGCUAAAAAUCGAUUAACUUUUAGAGUUUUAUUUCGACAUUUUAGAAAACUUAGAAAAACUAAUAGAUGAGUUAAUGAUUAUGAGCACUAAGAUUUCUUUACAGUAAAUAUAUCAUAUUGUACUAGUGUUUCCAACCAAAACUACUAUUUUGAAUCAAAAUUUAACAGCCGGUUAGUUUAACAGCCUGUUAAUGUUUCGAACAACUGGGCCAAUUUUUGUUGUGUUAAUGAAUAUUGUGACAAAUAUUAAAGGGAACUGUUUGACUGUCUAAAUAGAAGAAAGAAAAUGCAUUAGACGUGCUUUACGUGUCUGUCCUUUUGUAUUGUCUAACUGUUUCAUGUAUCUCUAUGUAUUUUGGGGGGUUUUAAUCACUUAGAAAUCCGUAUGUGGCAUGGAGGCUAAAUGCUUCCAUUGGAUCAUUGUUCUUGACCUUUUGCAUCAAUAUUAAAAAUAUUUAUUAUUUAAAUGUGUGUUUUAUUAAAACAAAUCAUCUUAUCAAUUUAUUGUCGUUUCUCAAAAAAGAAA
This is a messenger RNA of Mercenaria mercenaria, 1985 nucleotides long. RefSeq lists its product as uncharacterized. Lineage: Eukaryota; Metazoa; Mollusca; Bivalvia; Venerida; Veneridae. The record is from RefSeq and is a predicted model, not a curated record. The coding region runs from base 1 to 1194 and encodes 397 amino acids. The transcript has 6 exons.